UCGAACCAAUGCACAAUGGCAUUGUGGUGGUUAUUGAUGGCGAUACUAUCAACAGUCGCAUGUUAUUCGUUGGUAUCAGCGACUUGGUCUCUGACUCAGGAGCUGCUUGACUCAGCGAGGGAUCCCGAGUUUUUCGAUUGGUUGACAAGUGUGAGGAGGAGAAUCCAUGAAUAUCCGGAACUUUCCUUUGAAGAGUACAAGACAAGUCAACUCAUCAGAACGGAGCUUGAGUUGCUGGAAAUUCCUUAUACGUGGCCGGUAGCGAAGACUAGGAUCGUCGCUUCGAUUGGGUCCAGGUCGCAGCCCUGGUUCGGGCUUAGAGCUGACAUGGAUGCUCUCCCCAUCCAGGAGUCGGUAGAUUGGGAGUGCAAGAGUAAGAUCGAUGGUAAAAUGCACGCUUGCGGACAUGAUGUUCAUGUAACCAUGUUGCUUGGAGUGGCCAGGUUGCUUAAUCACAGGAGGCAUAAGUUGAAGGGUACUGUGAAGCUUCUCUUUCAACCUGCAGAAGAGGGUGGUGCCGGUGCUUACUAUAUGAUUAAAGAAGGUGCUAUAGAUGGGAUCCAAGCCAUUUUUGGAUUACAUGAUGUGCCAGAUAUGCCCGUUGGAACCAUUGCCUCUAGACCUGGCCCCAUGAUGGCUGGUGGUGCUGUGUUCUUGGCCAUCAUUAGAGGAAAAGGUGGACAUGCUGCAAUGCCCCAAGAAACUAGAGAUCCUGUUCUUGCGGCAUCCUUUGCUAUCCUUGCACUUCAACAGCUAGUUUCGAGAGAGGCUGAUCCUCUUGUCCCCAUGGUGGUUACAGUUGGUUUUGUUGGGGCUGGUCAAGCUAGGAACGUAAUCCCUGAAUUGGUGAAGUUUGGAGAGACUUUUCGCAGCAUGACUACAGAGGGUCUGUCGUUUCUCAAGCUGAGAAUCAAAGAGGUCAUAGAGAUGCAAGCAAUUGUAAAUAGGUGCACUGCUACUGUUGAUUUUUUUGAGCAUAAAAGAAGACCCUAUCCAGCUACAGUCAAUGAUGAAGCAAUGUACAAACAUGCAAAGGGUGUUGGAGAAAAACUGCUUGGGCAAUCGAAUGUACUAUUUCUUCCCCAAAUUAUGGCAUUGGAGGAUUUCAGUUUCUAUUCACAGAAGAUUGCUGCUGCAUUUUACAUGAUUGGGACAAAGAAUGAAAGCCAUAAAUCUGUUCUGUCCUUGCACUCAAAUUAUCUUGUUAUUGAUGAAGAGGUUCUACCUAUAGGAGCAGCUCUUCGUGCUGCUGUUGCCAUGCACUAUCUGGAUGACCAUGCCUUUAGAGUCUGAAACUUCUCCUAGCUCUUUCAGUUAUUCUCUCUGAAGAUUAAUACUUACUUGCUCGUUGGUUCAGCCCUGUUUCUAGAGAAAAAAUGUCUUGCCUGUAUAAAAAAGAGAAACCUUAUUUGAACCCCACAAUUUAAUAAGGACCCUCCAUUAACGUGGUAAAAAA
Molecule: messenger RNA, 1456 nt
Organism: Tripterygium wilfordii
Lineage: Eukaryota; Viridiplantae; Streptophyta; Magnoliopsida; Celastrales; Celastraceae
Product: IAA-amino acid hydrolase ILR1-like 3
Exons: 5
Coding region: 16-1293 (425 amino acids)
Biological process (GO): auxin metabolic process
Cellular component (GO): endoplasmic reticulum
Molecular function (GO): IAA-Ala conjugate hydrolase activity
Source: RefSeq, a predicted model, not a curated record